Molecule: messenger RNA, 345 nt
Organism: Camellia sinensis
Lineage: Eukaryota; Viridiplantae; Streptophyta; Magnoliopsida; Ericales; Theaceae
Source: RefSeq, a predicted model, not a curated record
AUGGGUUCGGAACCCAGAUCUGAUUCAUGGAGUAGGGAUGAGGCCUCGUACUCCACCGCCUUCAUAAUCGAGAAGGCUGAGGGCGGCGGAGGAGAGAGGAGUUUGUCGGAGGUGUUGAGAAUGUGUUGCCGGAGGAUGGAUUCGAAGGGAUUGGUGAGGUUUCUGUUGGCGAAGAGGAAAGAGUCGGUGGCGCUAAGGGCGGAGAUCGCGGCGGCGGCGGAGGAAUCGAUGGACGUGAUGAGGCUGGUGCUGGAUACGGUGGAGGAGUUUGUGGAGAUGAAGGUGGAGGGGAAGGUUGGGAUGGUGGACAAGAGUGACGUUGGUGAUAUAGUUGAUGUUUGUUGA